Apis cerana (Asiatic honeybee) is the source of this 17960-nucleotide messenger RNA. It is a transcript of the gene Sdb, whose product is annotated as SAXO downstream of blistered. NCBI's taxonomy places the organism in Eukaryota, Metazoa, Arthropoda, Insecta, Hymenoptera, Apidae. The record is from RefSeq and is a predicted model, not a curated record. Gene Ontology annotation, molecular function: microtubule binding. Gene Ontology annotation, cellular component: axonemal microtubule; centriole; cytoskeleton.
CGUUGGAAGAAGAAUCGGAAUUCUAAUAGUAGUGGCGGGGAGGGGAGAGGUGGACACGUCGAAAGGAUAGGAAAUUCGGGGCGGAGAGGAAACGAGGGAUCGACACCGGCGAUAAGUCUCCCGUAAGGGGGCAGGCCAAUUCCGAGCACGAUAAAUCUCACCGGUUUACCGAUCUCCAACGAUAAUUCCUUCAACUCGUGUCAGCUCGUUAACGAGAAACGUGGCGACGCCGCGAUCGGCCGCCCUACUACGUGGCCCGUGCGCGGCCACGCAGCGCACGCGAGAAUAAUGGCGAUCGGUCGGAACCAAAUCCGACACCUCGAGGGGAACGAUACGAGUCGCGGGCUCGUCGCGGCUCUCUGCGCUCUGCGUCAUCGCCCGGUUUACACCGAGAAACAUCGCGACCGGUUCUUUCGACUCGCCCCCUCUCCCUCUCAAUCUCCCUCUCUCUCUUUCCCUCUCUCUUUCUCCAGACGCAUUCAUUUCGUAUUCGCUCGCCACCAAUCUUAUUUCUAACGUAAGCCAGACGAAAACAUCGCGUCGGGUUAAUCGACGUAAUUGCUCCUUCCUCGGAGUAAUUUCGAAAGCGCGAGUCUCGCUCGUUCGGAAUAGAGAUUAAGAGCGCGUUAUCGAGGAAGGUAGGAAAUAUCGAGGAACGUUCGUCCGUUCGUUAAUUAUAAUAAGUCGUAGAUAUGUAAUUAAAUUUCGCUUAGGGAGGAGGAAAUGUCGUUAAGUGUCGAGACGAUCGUUUUGAAAAUUGUUUUGAAAUCGUCGAGGAAAAUAUUAAUAGCAUUCUGGAAAAUAUGCCACUCCCUAAGAAUGUAUAUAUAUAUAUAUACGCAUAUAUGCGCGUUAUUAUUCCUUGAUUGAUAACGGGCGCCUCGUCGUCUAGUUUUUUAUUCCUCGUUGUUCGAGAGAUUCAUUCACACGGAAACGGAGGCGAGGGCGAAAAUUGAGUUUACACUCGUACACGCACGCGCUACGUAACGUAACGUAAUCUCUCAGGAGAUGGAGAGAGGAAAAUGUCGGUCACGAUAUCUUUCGUUCGGUGGCGAAAGAUAGCCGUGCACACGGGCGAAUAAAGCUCCGUUCAAAAGAGCGUUUUGUUCUCUCCGUGUACGUGUUUAGCGCGCGGUUGCCCUCCCGGUGAAAGAGAAAACCACCGUGUACGUGCCUCUACGCGCGCCUCGGCGAGGCGCGUAAAAAUAGAGGCAGGGCCGUUUAUUCGCCGCGGACGAAACAAAGCGGCCGUUUUAGCGGACGGGUCGCCGUAAAAAUCCGAGUAAGAGAUAUUUAGACUCGCGCCGGUCCAAAUGCCGGUAUAAAAUUCUACGUGACCGAAAACCGAGCGGAAUGGAAACUUGCGAGUUUAGUUUAGUUUACUUUUUUUCCAAGCGAAACUCUGCGCUGCUUGCUCGCUCUCCACCAUUUUUUUCUCGCCAACUGCCACUCCCGCUCGCGAAAUUAUUGCCGCGGAGUUAUCUCUACGAUCGUCUCGAGAGUAAAAAACGAGAAGACGAGAAUAAGUUUACCACCACGUAUACUUUGUGGUAAUUCUCUCGAAAUUUCUGUCAUUACGUUAAUUAGAAUUAUUCGAGUUGGUCGAUCACAAGCGAUAUAUCAAAGUACAUUAAAAUAUCUUCUCGAGGAUAACUUUGACGUUACGCUUUGUAAUAAUUCGAAAUAAAAUUCUCUCGAAAUUUGUUUCUGUCAUUACGUUAAUUACAAUUAUCCGAGUCAUAAGUGGUAUACAUUAAAAUAUAUUAAAAUAUCGUCUCGAGGAUAAGUUUACACUCUGUAGUGAUAAAAUUCUCUCGAAAUUUGUUUCUGCCAUUAUUAUUAAUUAUCCUCACGCGAAUAAUACCAAACUAAUAAUAUUAAAGUAUAGUUUCGAACAGUUUGAUACGAUUUCGAAAUACGGAAAAGGGACGAGGGUAGAGUUUUUACUGAAAAAUUCAAGAGAAACAGGUUGCACAAACGAACUUGUAGCUUCGUAAAUGAAUCGACGAUUACAAUCGCAUCCGUGGCGGCAGGUGUGCGUCGAAUAAUGCGAGCGCGGGAAAACCGUCUCCGCGUCUAGAUGCCAGUGUAUUACGGUCGAGCUCCGUUCGGCUAAAAUUAGCCUCGAUGGGAACAGGAAUUAAUGCCACGAUCGGGCAAAGUUUGAAGCUUAAUAAUUCGAGCCGUACGUGUGGAUGGAACGCAACGAGACGCAUUGUACUCACUUUCCACUCGCCGGAACGCGAUGUACAGUGCGAUGCGCGUUCGAUCCGACCGCAUACGCUCUAAAAUCAUUCUUAAAAACUGUAAAUAUUUUGAACGACGGAGAGAGGAAAAAAACACACCGCAUCGGUCUCGCUCCUACCAGUCUAUAAUUCACGACCAACUGCCAUAUCUUCCUCGAACUAUAUAUAUAUAUACACACAUACACAUUUUCUUUUACUUUAUACGGCAUUUCUCACUCGUUGCAUCGAAGUUGAACUCGAGGAAUCGCAUGCUCGCGACUGGAAAAAGCGCGAAAGGGAGUCCUCGAAGAGGACGCAUCGGCGAGGAAGAGGACGAGCGUUCGGUUCGAAGAAGCGAGCGUCUGCGCGCGCGCUCGCCGCGAGAGGCGUGUGCGUGCGCGCACACGCGCGCGCUCGCAACAUCCCACGCGGGCGACACACGCGAGAGAGAGGAAAAGUAGGGAGACCGGAUCGAGUUCUCCAGGCAAAAGAGCCGCGGUACGUGGUGGCAAUGGUAGUGACGGAGAAGAGCGGUGUGGCGUGUGGUCACUAGGGCCAGCGAGGCAUCGCGGAUGCCACAUCGACUCGCGGUACCGAGCCGAGAGCAUCGCAACCGAACCGAUCCCCCGCGAUUUUCAACCCGCCUCGUUCGACGAGCGCACGCAGGGAACGCCGAGAAACAGAGAUCGCUGCUAGUGGCAGGAGAGCGGGAAGGAGAGCGUGUACACGCGUGCAAGAAAGCGAGGAACAGAGACGCAGAGAGGGACGAGUUCGCAAACGAGGCCGGUCGAAGGCUCAGUCCGGCUCCAACUGUCGCGACACGCACGCUGUACAACCGACGGUUGCCGAUUUUUCGCGCACGAGUUAUUCGCAUGAGAGAUCGGCGGUGAGAUAUCGGAGGGGAGUGGAAGUACAGGGAUAUCUGCGGGAUGACGGUGAGGGAGAAGGGCGGCGGGAGGAGCAAGGAGGUCUCGACGACCUCCACCUCGGAGGAGACGGUCGAGGUGGUAUCGUCGAGCGUGGUCGAGGAGGCGAGGCGGAUAGUGGAGAGCGAGUCGAGGAGCAGCGUGUUGGAGGUGACGAGCGCUAGCCGGGAGGUUGUCACGGACUCGAAGGGCAACGUGAUCGAGAUCGUCGAGUCGGCGCCCUCGGCGCGACGCAGCGCGGGCAAGAGUUGUCAAGAGCUGUUGGCCAGCGAACGGGCGGUCCCGCGCGACGUCGAGUCGUCCUCGAGGACGGAGACCGUCGUGGAGAGAUCGACGUCUUGCAGCAAGUCGAUCGUGGAGAGGUCCUCCUCGUCGUCGAGGGUCGGCGUGAAGGUGAACGGCGCCUCGUCCAGGGAGGCGAGCAGCAGGAGCGAGAGCAGGACGUGCGAGGAGGCGACGAGGAGCGCGAGCAGAAUUGGCGAAAGGGCGGACGACAAGGGGAGGGUGACGAGCACUCGAGGCCGCAGCGCGGGGACCACGCUCGAGGCGGCCUCCGCUCGAGUGAAAUUCGCGGAGGACGCGGGGCGGAGGGAGGAGAGGAAAGGCGGCGAGGUCGCGACGCGGUGCAACAAGCCUGGACAGUCGGCCUGGGACGGCACGUUCGUCGUGGAGAAGCCUCCGUCCCCUUCCAAGCCGCGGGAUGAAGCGAGCCGACUCGCCUCGAAAGCGUUCGACGCGGCGAGAGAGAGCUCGUCCAGCGUUGAAAUCUCCAGCGCCGAAUCUCGCCGCAGCUCGUCGUCGCUCGAGCAGCGUUCCACGACCGUGACCCGCGACUCCAAGAUCCUCGUCGAUCGUGGCCUGGAACGCGUGUCGGAGGACACGAUCGACUUCGCCGGGGAUCACAAGAGGACGAGCUCGAGCGCUCGUUACUCGAAGCCCGGCGAGUCCGCGUGGGACGGCACGUUCGUGAUCGAGAAGACGCCAGAGCCGAGGAAGAGGAACGCGCUCGAUUCCAGCGGGGUGUUCCUCGACGGGGAGAGAGCUGGGGGCCUGGAGUCCGCUCGAAGGGGCGAGGAAAGGAGCUGGGACGAAAAGAGGGGACGAGAAGAAGGGAUGCGCGAUUCCUCGAGGUUCGUAGCGGAGGAGCGGAGAAGAGCGGCGAGGCCCGGGCAGUCGAGCUGGAACGGAGAAUUCGUGUACGAGAAGCGGCGAGGGGAGGGCGAGGAUGGGAAGCCGAGGACGGUGGUGAGGAGGGGCGAGAAGCGGCACGAUUCCGACGUGGACGUGCAAGACGUGACCGAGGAGCAGAACGUGUCCACGGUUUCCGAAUCCUCCGUUUCCUCCUCGUACAUCGUGGAAUACGCGACCGCCACGGACGAGAGGAGAAAGACGGUGGAGAAGGCGAGUUCCGUGUCCGGCGCCAUUUUGGAGGAAGAUUCGGCCGAGGAGAAAAAGCCCGCUCGGUCCACGUGGGACGCUUACGAGAACGCGGCAACUCGAAAGGGGGAACCGACUUGCGGGAAACCGACCACCGACCACCGCCGCUCGACCAUCGUGAUCCGCGACGUGACGGGGGACAAUUCGAUAAACGAGGCGGAAAUUUCCACGGCCUCCUACGUGGUCGAACACUCGUCCAGCCAACAGAGCUUCACCGACGUCAGGGACUCCAGUUUAUCCUCGGUCCACGAGACGAUCGUGUACGAUGUCGCGCAACCGACUCGGCCGACCGACUCCUCGAGCAGGCCGGGAACGCCGGAGAGGGUUGGCAAGGCGACGAGAGACGUGGGAGUCGCGAAGCCCGGCUCCUCGGCCUGGGACGGGACCUUCGUCGCGGAGAGACAGGCUGGAGACAGCCCUGCGCCGAGGUCGAGCAAGCACCUCGUCACCGACGCCACGCUCGACGUGCGCGACGCCACCGAGCGAAUCUCCAAAGUUUUCAGCAAUUCCAUCGUGGUGGAGCAGUCGACCGUGCACCACAGCUACUCCGAUUCCUCGAACCUCGACUACUCGACCAGCUCCGUCGAGACCGUGAUCGUCCGCGACGGCGUCCCAGCCGCGGUGCAAAAGUCUGUUACGAUCGAGGAGGAUCUCGAGAAGAAGGCGGUGGACCGGAAAUCCUCGGCGAAGUCAUCAGCCGAGGCGGCGAAGAGCGAGAGGCCGUCCAAACCGGGCGCCUCGACGUGGGACGGCUCGUUCGUGCCCGAGAAACAGCCGGAGAAACCCGUCCACGAUCACGUUCACCCGGUUGACAAAGGGGAGGCUCCCAGGAUCUCGCCUACGGAUCUUGGAAGAUUAAGGAAGGACGAGCAGCCGACUUACGUCACCGAAAAAUCUAUCACCGUGAGGGACGCCUCGAAGGAGACUUCCGAAUUCGUCGCUUCGUCCACCACCCUCGUCUCGGAUACCUCCGAGACCCUCGAGUCGUCCAAAUAUUCCAUCGUUCGCGAGGAGCCUCCCCGAGAACCAGCCUCGAGAUCGGCCGAAAAGGUGGACAGGUCUCUGAGACCGACCAAACCGGGCGCCUCGACUUGGGAUGGCUCGUUCGUGUACGAGAAACCGCAGGAUCGAUCGAAGAAACCGAUCGAAAAGGGCCCGUUGCAGUCCCCUACGAGAGACGCGGAGGACGGAGGAAGGCCGACCUCCCCCUCACUCGGACGCGAUGCAACGAAAAUUUCGAUGGCGAAGCAGCGCGAUGCGGCCGAUAAAAAGGAGAGCACGGAUAUCGACGUGGCUCGAUCCUCUUACGUAAUCGAUCAAUCGUCCAGUUUCACCUCGGUGCAGGACGUUCGCGACGUGGUGGAGGAGCGUGUCAUCGGCGAAUUCACGAGGGACACGCGUAAGGACGUGAGAGAUGUCAUCGAGAAGUCGACGAGCGAGUUUAUCGACAGAGAGCAGGUGACUAGCAUGGUGGCGCGAGAUGUCGUCGACGACAUCAGGUACGACGGAUUCGCCACCUCCACUCCGCGCAAGGAAUCGCCGGAACGGCCCGGCUUCCCCCGCGGAAUUCCCGGGUUGCGGGAAGAGGAGAAGACAAAACCGGCCGCUGGGAAACCGAGCCGGCCACCAUCGCGACAGAGGGAACGGAGCCCCGUGGAGAGACGUGGCGACUCGAGGCCACAGUCGCCACAGGGCAAACCUCGAGACUAUGUCUCGCCGACGGGGAAGCCGACGAGAGCUGACGAGGGCCCGUCGAAGCCUGGAAGAGGAGAUCAGACGCCCGAUUCCCUCGAGGAGGACGACGCCCCCAAACUACCCGACAUAUUAUCCAAGAUCCCCCUGAAGGAGCAAUGCAUAUGCGAGCUAUGCACCUGUGGACGACACCGUUGUCCCCACAAUCUGGUCGCCCAGGAGCACCUGGAAAUUGCACGGGACGAGCCGGUCCACGCGGUCACUUCCUACCGGGAGGAAUUCGACGAGAAACGCGUGGACAGGCAGACGGUGUACCACCACGAGGACCAUCUUCGAAUGGAGGGAGAGUUCGUGGGGGAGAGGCGGACGGAUUACUCGGCGACGAGGGGCGAGAGGGCGGCGGUGAGGAAGCCGCAGGACAACCUGAGGCCGGAGGGCGAAUUCGCGGGCAGGGUGAGGGAGGAGGCGCCCAAGAAGGGGGACAGGGCGCCCAUCACCAGGCCUAGGGAUAACCUCAGGCCUGAAGGGGAAUUCGACAGCACGACCACCACGGAGCUGGUGUUCACCGGCACCCCCGGCGAACGGCCCAGCCCAAUUCGUCGCAACACUUACACCAAGGUCGAGGGGGAGUUCAUCGACUCGACCACCACGAGAUCGGAAUACGUGGAUCAUCGGAGCGUGCAACGGGCGGAGAUCGUGAAACGUACGGACAACCUCACGGUGGGAGAGGGUGAAUUCACGGGUACCUCUCGUCUCAAGGAGGAUUUCCACACGUACGACGUGGUCGAGAGAGAGCCGCGGAGGCGACUCGCGUACACCGAGGAGGAGGACCGCUUUUACGGGAAGACAGACGUGUUGGAGAGCACCACGACCACGACGCAGGAGGAGUAUCGGAGUUUCGAUCGGACCGAUUACAGAAGCACCGCCGUGAUCAGACGGGACGAUAAUUUGAAGCCGGAAGGACCGUUCGAAGGCGUGCCCCACACCAAACAAGACUACGUAGUGCCGCCCAUUACCAAGAGACCCGAGCCUCAGAAGCCCAAGGAUAAUUUGAGACCCGAAGGACCCUUCGAGGCAAGGCCUAAGGACGAUUACUCGCCGAAACGAGGCGAACGACCGGAAGUAAAGAGGCCGGAGGACAACUUGAGACCGGAAGGACCAUUCGAGGGACGUCCAAAAGAUGAUUAUAGACCAACCAGAGGGGAGAGGGCCGAUGUGAAGAAGCCUGAAGACAAUUUGAAGCCCGAAGGACCGUUCGAGGGACGUCCAAAGGACGAUUACUCGCCGAAACGAGGCGAAAGACCGGAAGUAAAGAGACCGGAGGACAAUUUGAGACCGGAAGGACCCUUCGAGGGACGUCCAAAAGAUGAUUACAAGCCAACCAGAGGGGAGAGGGCCGAUGUGAAGAAGCCUGAAGACAAUUUGAAGCCCGAAGGACCGUUCGAGGGACGUCCAAAGGACGAUUACUCGCCGAAACGAGGGGAAAGGGCGGAAGUAAAGAGACCAGAAGACAACUUGAGACCGGAAGGACCAUUCGAGGGACGUCCAAAAGAUGAUUACAAGCCAACUAGAGGGGAGAGGGCCGAUGUGAAGAAGCCUGAAGACAACUUGAGACCGGAAGGAACAUUCGAGGGAAGGCCUAAGGACGAUUACUCGCCAAAAACAGCCGAACGUCCCGAAGUGAAGAAGCCUCAGGAUAACUUGAGACCCGAAGGUCCCUUCGAAGGCCGACCAAAGGAUGAUUACAAGCCAACUAGAGGAGAGAGGGCCGAUGUGAAAAAGCCUGAAGACAAUUUGAGACCGGAAGGACCGUUCGAAGGCCGUCCAAAGGACGAUUACAAGCCAACUAGAGGGGAGAGGGCCGAUGUGAAGAAGCCUGAAGACAAUUUGAAGCCGGAAGGACCGUUCGAAGGCCGUCCAAAGGACGAUUACAAGCCAACUAGAGGGGAGAGGGCCGAUGUGAAGAAGCCUGAAGACAACUUAAGACCGGAAGGACCGUUCGAAGGCCGUCCAAAGGACGAUUAUAGACCAAUCAGGGGAGACAGAGCCGACGUGAAGAGGCCAGAAGACAAUUUAAGACCCGAAGGGCCGUUCGAAGGGCGGCCGAAAGACGACUUCAUGCCGAAAAUCGCGGAACGGCCAGAAGUAAGGAAACCACAGGACAAUUUGAAACCGGAAGGACCAUUCGAGGGAAGGCCUAAGGACGAUUACAGGCCAACUAAAGGGGAAAGGGCCGAUGUGAAGAAGCCUGAAGACAACUUGAAGCCCGAAGGACCGUUCGAGGGAAGGCCCAAGGACGAUUAUAGGCCAACUAAAGGAGAAAGGGCCGAUGUGAAGAGACCCGAAGACAAUUUGAAGCCCGAAGGACCGUUCGAGGGAAGACCAAAAGACGAUUUCAUACCGAAAAUCGCGGAACGGCCAGAAGUAAGGAAACCACAGGACAAUUUAAAACCGGAAGGACCAUUCGAGGGAAGGCCCAAGGAUGAUUACAAGCCAACCAGAGGGGAAAGAGCCGAUGUGAGGAAGCCUGAAGACAACUUGAAGCCCGAAGGACCGUUCGAGGGACGUCCAAAAGACGAUUUCUCGCCAAAAACAGCCGAACGUCCCGAGAUGAAGAAGCCUCAGGACAACUUGAAACCGGAAGGACCGUUCGAGGGAAGGCCUAAGGAAGAUUACAAGCCAACCAGAGGGGAAAGAGCCGAUGUGAGGAAGCCUGAAGACAACUUGAAGCCCGAAGGACCGUUCGAGGGACGUCCAAAAGACGAUUUUUCACCGAAACGAGGGGAAAGGGCGGAAGUAAAGAGACCAGAGGACAACUUGAGACCGGAAGGACCGUUCGAGGGCCGUCCAAAGGACGACUAUUCGCCGAAACGCGGAGAACGAGCGGAAGUUAGGAGGCCGGAGGAUAAUCUUCGUCCCGAGGGAGCGUUCGAGGCACGGCCUAAAGACGAUUACAAGCCAACCAGGGGGGAGAGGGCUGACGUGAAACGUCCAGAGGACAACUUGAAGCCUGAAGGACCCUUCGAAGGAAGACCUAAAGACGAUUUCUCGCCGAAAACAGCCGAACGUCCCGAGGUGAAGAGGCCCCAGGACAACUUGAGACCCGAGGGUCCGUUCGAGGGACGCCCAAAGGACGAUUUCACCCCGAAAACUGCCCAACGCCCGCAAGUGAAGAAGCCACGAGACAACUUGAGACCCGAGGGAGAAUUCGAAGACCGGCCUAGGAGCGAAUACACCCCUGGCGAGAAACGUACGCCGAUUAGACACCCGGACAACUUGUACCCCGAGGGGGAAUUCGAGAGACCGUUCCAUGCUCCCUACGGUCCUGGCGAGAGAGCGCCGAUCGUGCGACAUCCGGACAAUCUCUUCCCCGAAGGAGAGUUCGCGGACAGAGAACGCGUCCCGUUCACGCCUGCGGAACGCAGAACUCCUAUCAAACACGAUGACAAUAUUCGUCCCGAGGGACCGUUCCAAGCCCGACCAAAGGACGAUUACAAGCCUACGAGAGGGGAACGCGCCGACGUGAAGCGUCCAGAAGACAAUCUGAAGCCGGAAGGACCCUUCGAAGGAAGGCCUAAGGACGAUUUCUCGCCGAAAACAGCCGAGCGUCCCGAAGUGAAGAAGCCUCGGGAUAACUUGAGACCGGAAGGUCCCUUCGAGGGAAGGCCUAAAGACGAUUACAAGCCUACAAGAGGAGAAAGGGCCGACGUGAAACGUCCAGAGGAUAACCUAAAACCUGAAGGACCCUUCGAAGGAAGGCCUAAAGACGAUUACAAGCCUACAAGAGGAGAAAGGGCCGACGUGAAACGUCCAGAGGAUAACCUAAAACCUGAAGGACCCUUCGAAGGAAGGCCCAAAGACGACUUCUCGCCGAAGACAGCCGAGCGUCCAGAAGUGAAGAAGCCUCGGGAUAACUUGAGACCGGAAGGUCCCUUCGAAGGAAGACCUAAGGACGAUUACAAGCCAACUAGAGGAGAAAGGGCCGAUGUGAAGAGACCUGAAGACAACUUGAAGCCCGAAGGACCGUUCGAGGGACGUCCAAAAGACGAUUUUUCACCGAAACGAGGGGAAAGGCCAGAAGUAAAGAGACCAGAGGACAACUUGAGGCCGGAAGGACCCUUCGAAGGCCGUCCAAAGGACGACUACAAACCAACUAGAGGAGAAAGGGCCGAUGUGAAACGUCCAGAGGAUAAUCUGAAGCCGGAAGGUCCCUUCGAGGGCCGUCCAAAAGACGACUAUUCACCCAAAAGAGGAGAAAGACCAGAAGUAAAGAGACCAGAGGACAACUUGAGACCGGAAGGACCCUUCGAAGGCCGUCCAAAAGACGACUAUUCACCCAAAAGAGGAGAAAGACCAGAAGUAAAGAGACCAGAGGACAACUUGAGACCAGAAGGACCCUUCGAAGGCCGACCAAAAGAUGAUUACAAACCCACAAAAGGAGAAAGGGCCGACGUGAAACGUCCAGAGGAUAACCUAAAACCAGAAGGACCCUUCGAAGGAAGACCUAAGGAUGAUUUCUCGCCAAAAACAGCCGAACGUCCCGAAGUCAAGAAGCCUCAGGAUAACUUGAGACCCGAAGGUCCCUUCGAGGGUCGUCCAAAAGACGACUACAAACCAACUAGAGGAGAAAGGGCCGAUGUGAAACGUCCAGAGGAUAAUCUGAAGCCGGAAGGUCCCUUCGAGGGCCGUCCAAAGGACGACUACAAACCAACUAGAGGAGAAAGGGCCGAUGUGAAACGUCCAGAGGAUAAUCUGAAGCCGGAAGGUCCCUUCGAGGGCCGUCCAAAGGACGACUACAAACCAACUAGAGGAGAAAGAGCCGAUGUGAAGAGACCUGAAGACAACUUGAGACCGGAAGGACCCUUCGAGGGUCGUCCAAAGGACGAUUUCUCCCCGAAGCGAGCGGAGCGGCCCGAAGUGCGAAGGCCGGAGGACAAUCUGCGCCCCGAGGGUGAUUUCGAGAGGCCUGAGAAGCCUAUGGUUGGUCCGGCGGAAAGGCGUAGCCCGAUCAAACAUCCGGACAACCUUCGCCCCGAGGGAGAAUUCGUCGGCAAGCCGAAGGACGACUUCUCCCCUACCAAGGGCGACAGAGCCGUGGUGAAGAGGCCGGAGGACAACCUCCGCCCCGAGGGCCCCUUCGAGGCCCGCCCCAAGGACGAUUAUCGACCGGUUCGAGGCGAGCGACUCGAGAUCGUGAAGCGCAGCGACAACCUUCGAAUGGAGGGCGAUAUGGAGACUUACCGCUCGAGAGACGAGUACGCCGAGUUCCUGAUCCGCGAGAGGACCGAGGUGACCAAGUAUCGCGACAAUCUGAGGAUGGAGGGCGAGUUUAUCGACACUAGAACCAGGGACGACUUCAAGGUUGUGAGAGGGGAACGCGUGGACGUGGUCAGGCAUCCCGACAAUCUGAAACCGGAAGGUCCUUUCGAGGCGCGUCCAAAGGACGACUAUUCACCCCCGAAGAAGGUGGAGAGACCGGAAGCGAAGAGGCCGGAGGAUAAUUUGAAGCCGGAGGGAGAUUUCGUCGGCAGACCGAGGGAGGAGGCGCCGAAACACGGCGAACGUGCACCGAUCAAGAAGCCUCGAGAUAAUUUAAGACCCGAGGGUGAGUUCGAGAGGCCCGAGAGGAAACCUGUCGCCCCCGCCGAGAAGAGGACCCCUAUCAAACACGCGGAUAAUUUGAAACCGGAGGGAGAAUUCGAGAGACCGAAACCGGAAGAAUUUAAACCGGCCGAGAAACCGAUCAUGAAGAAACCUAAAGACAAUCUUUAUCCAGAAGGAGAAUUUCAAAUUCCGGAGAAGAAACCCGUCAGCCCUGCCGAAAGAAGGACUCCCAUAAAACACGAAGACAAUUUGAAACCAGAAGGCGAGUUUGAGAGACCAAAACCGGAAGAAUUUAAACCGGCCGAGAAACCGAUCGUGAAGAAACCCAAGGAUAACCUUUAUCCAGAAGGAGAAUUCCAAAUUCCGGAGAAGAAACCCGUCAGCCCUGCUGAAAGAAGAACACCGAUCAAACAUGAGGACAAUUUGAAACCGGAAGGCGAGUUUGAGAGACCAAAAGCGGAAGAAUUUAAACCGGCCGAGAAACCGAUCGUGAAGAAACCGAAAGACAAUCUUUAUCCGGAAGGAGAAUUCCAAAUUCCGGAGAAGAAACCUAUUAGUCCUGCCGAAAGAAGAACUCCCAUAAAACACGCGGAUAACUUGAAACCAGAGGGAGAAUUCGAGAGACCAAAACCGCAGGAGUUCAAACCGGCCGAGAAACCGAUCGUAAAGAAACCCAAGGACAAUCUGAAACCGGAAGGCGAUUUUGCGACUCGACCCAAGCAAGAAGCUCCACGAAAGGGCGAAAGAGCGGACGUGAAGAAACCCAAGGACAAUCUUUAUCCCGAGGGUGAAUUCGAAAUUCCCGAAAAGAAACCCGUUGGCCCAGCCGAGAGAAGAACCCCCAUAAAACACGAGGACAAUUUGAAACCAGAGGGAGAAUUCGAGAGACCACGACCUGAACAGUUCAAACCGGCCGAGAGACCUGUCGUCAAGAGACCAACGGACAAUCUUCAUCCCGAAGGAGAGUUCGAGGUCCCGGAGAAGAAACCCAUUGGCCCCGCUGAAAGAAGAACCCCCAUAAAACACGAGGACAAUUUGAAACCAGAAGGCGAAUUCGAGAGACCAAAACCGAAAGAAUUUAAACCGGCCGAGAAGCCGAUCGCGAAGAAACCCAAGGAUAAUCUUCAUCCAGAAGGAGAAUUCCAAAUUCCGGAGAAGAAACCCGUCAGCCCUGCCGAAAGAAGAACCCCCAUAAAACACGCGGAUAAUUUGAAACCAGAGGGAGAAUUCGAGAGACCAAAACCGGAGGAGUUCAAACCAGCUGAGAAACCGAUCGUGAAGAAACCGAAAGACAAUCUUUAUCCAGAAGGAGAAUUCCAAAUUCCGGAGAAGAAACCCGUCAGCCCUGCCGAAAGAAGAACACCGAUCAAACACGAGGACAAUUUGAAACCGGAGGGAGAAUUCGAGAGACCGCGACCUGAACAGUUCAAACCGGCCGAGAAGCCGAUCGUGAAGAAACCCAAGGACAAUCUUCAUCCGGAAGGAGAAUUCCAAAUUCCGGAGAAGAAACCCGUCAGCCCUGCCGAAAGAAGAACCCCCAUAAAACACGCGGAUAACUUGAAACCGGAAGGCGAGUUCGAGAGACCAAAACCAGAGGAAUUCAAACCGGCCGAGAAGCCGAUCGCGAAGAAACCCAAGGACAAUCUGAAACCCGAGGGUGAAUUCAUCGGUCGUCCGAGGGAAGAAGCGGCGACGAGGGGGGAGAGAGCGGAGGUGAGGCGGCCGGAGGACAACUUGAAGCCGGAGGGCGAGUUCGAGAGGCCGCGGCCUCGGCGGAUCGGUCCGGCCGAGAGGAGGACGCCGAUCAAGCACCCGGACAACUUGAAGCCGGAGGGUGAGUUCGUCGGGAAGCCGAGGGAGGAAGCUCCGAAGCGGGGCGAGCGAGCCGAGGCGAAGAAGCCGCGGGACAAUCUGCGCCCCGAGGGCAAGUUCGAGGCCCGCCCCAAGGACGACUUCUCCCCGACCAAGGGCGACAGAGCCGUGGUGAAGAGGCCGGAGGACAACCUCCGCCCCGAGGGCCCCUUCGAGGCCCGCCCCAAGGACGAUUAUCGACCGGUUCGAGGCGAGCGACUCGAGAUCGUGAAGCGCAGCGACAACCUUCGAAUGGAGGGCGACAUGGAGACUUACCGCUCGAGAGACGAGUACGCCGAGUUCCUGAUCCGCGAGAGGACCGAGGUGACCAAGUAUCGGGACAAUCUGAGGAUGGAGGGCGAGUUUAUCGACGCGAGAACCAGGGACGACUUCAAGGUUGUGAGAGGGGAACGCGCGGACGUGGUGCGGCCCGUCGACAACCUGAGGCCGGAAGGGGAAUUCGAGAGGGGAGAAAGCGAGAAGAGGCCCGUCUUACCUGCCGAGAAACGUUCCCCCAUCAGGCACGAGGACAACUUGAAACUGCCCGAGGGUGAGUUCGCCGCUCGUCCCAGGGAAGAAGCGCCGAGGAAGGGCGAGAGGGCCGAGACGAAGAGGCCCAGGGACAACUUGCGGCCCGAGGGAAGCUUCGACAGGCCUCAGAAGUCCCCUCCUCUCGGCCCAGCCGAGAGGAGGACGCCCAUACGCCACGAGGACAACCUUCGCACCGAGUCGCCGAUUCGAGGCAGGAAGCAGGAGGUGGAGGAGCAGGUGAUGAAAUCGAGCGCGCUUAAGGAGGAGAGGGCGGAGGUUACGGUGCGCAGGGACGACUCGAGGAGGACGGAGGAGGAGGUGGUGGAGGUGCGGCGGUCGAGGGACGACUACAAGAGCAGCGUGGCGAGAGUGGAGCGCGUGGAGGGCGAGUCGGCCAUCAGGCAUCCCGACGACCAGUUCGCGCGGACCCCCUCGAGGUUGUCGAGGAAGCCUCGCGAGUUCGAGGGGCGGGCGAGGGACGAGCCCGGGGCGAAGGCGCGGCGCCACGAGGACCAGGUGCGGAUGGAGGGGGAGGUGGAGGUGGUGCGGCGGUCGAGGGACGACUACGGCAGGGUGGCGAGGGUGGAGCGGGUGAGCGUGGCGAGGAGGCACGAGGACAACCUGAGGAUCGAGGGCGAGUUGUACGCGGACCGCAGGAACGACUACGGGGCGGAGAGGGGCGGCAGGCGGUCGCCCAUCCGCCGCGCGGACAACUUGAGGCCCGAGGGCGAGUUCGUCGGCCGCGCUCGCGAGGACUUGGCGGCGAGGGGCAGGGGGGAGAGGGCGGAGGUGGUGCGUCGGGAGGACAACCUGAAGGUGGGCGGCGGCGAGUUCCAGGACUCGACCUCGCAGAGGUCCACGUACACGGUGGUCCGGGGGGAGCGGGCGGAGAUCAGGCGGCACGAGGACAACCUGAGGGUGAGCACGGGCCACGCCAUGGAAACCAAGACGACCACGAGGGACGCGUUCUCCCUUUCGAAGAAGGAAGAUUCGCCCCCUGCGAGGACGCUGGUCGGCCGCAAGCAUCACAUGGAGUCCUCGAUCGCGUUGGGGGACGACGUCGCGUCCUCCUCCACCACCACCACCACCACCACCAGCACCAGCACCAGCACUCAGAGGAACUACAACACUUUCACGAAACGCACCGCCAAGGAGGUGGCGGCGAAGAUGAGCGGCAUGGAGUUGGAGGCGAGCCGGAGGACGGAGUCGAGGAGCGUGGAGAACGGGACGACGGUGCACGUGGCGAGGAGGAGGAGCGGCGAGAGGGUCUCGUGCGAAGGAGCGGCGGACUCGAGCCACGGUCGUGGAGGAGGUCAUCAGCAAGAAACGAGCAAGCGGGACUACGUGAACGCGCAGCACGCGGAGUCGCGGCAGACGGCGAGCAGGCAGAGGCACGAGAUUUCGAGCCAAGCCCGGUGCUACAGCUCGAGCCAGACGAGCAGCGCCGAGUUCAGGCAAGCGAUGGGUGGAUCGCAAUCGACGCAAACGGACGCAGCCUUGGUCUCCACCAAGACCAGCCACCACAGGAAGAACGUAAUCUCUUCCUCUUCCGCCGACGUGACCAACUCGGUUCUCCACAGACGCGGCGGAACCGCUUCCUCCACGGAAGCCCUUCACACGAUAUCGUCCACGGCUGCCGACCAGAAGAAGAGUAUCUCGAACCUGGCGGAGAGCGGCCAGUACAUAAGCAACUCGAGCCAGAGCAGCGACCGACGGAGCCUCACCUCGCUGCACCGCAGCGCCAAAGAGGGCAACCCGUGGGCGUCGUCCAGCUACGAGCGGCCGCAGAGGAUCGUCCGCCAGGACAAUUUGACGGUCGGUGGCAAGUUCUAUUCGCAGAGCGAGGCGCGGAGUUACGGGAAUUUCGGGAGCCAGAAGGUGGAGCGGGUGCACAGGCAGGCGAACGUGUCGCACAUCAGCUUGGGGGACGGGAGCACGGUGACGUCGAGCAUGUACAGGAAGGAGUACGCGCCGAGGCACAAGGGUCCCUGUCCAGCGGCCCUCAUCGAGGCGAAGCAAGCGCCGUUCAAGCACACCAGGGACACGCCCAAGCACAAGUUCUACAUGCCGGUCGUCUCUAAUUAAAAUUUCCAACGAGGACAAUUUCCCUUCUCGUGUUUUCCUUCGCAAUUUUACUUCGCCAAUGAUACUUUUAAUUCUCCCUCUAUUUUUUCGAUAUUCCAAAUCUCGAUGCAUUGUCUCGUGGACAACGCUGGAGUCGGAAUCGCUAAGCUAAAAAUUGCGGGCUGUGUUAUCGUUCGAUCGCUUGCAUAGGCGCGAUCCUUGAACCAAUCAUCGAUGUACCGAUUUUACACGAGUUAAACGUAUAUACACGCAAUCGUACGCGCAUACAUUCGUACGAUGCCGAUAUAUUUUUAUCCUCGAAGGGAAUAACGGGAACGAGACGUUAAAAGGGCGUCUCCUCGAUAUAUAUAUAUAUAUAUACGUAUAUAUAUAUAUCGAUCGAUAUGGCGAACGAUAUUCGGGAAGCGGAUGAAGUUUUAAAAAAGAUUUGUUUUCACUUUUAAGCAACGUGUAUUACAAAGCAAUAACUAGAGCUUAAAUCCGUGAUAAGGGCGAAUCUGAUCGUGAAGUUAGAUUCGACCGAUAAUUAGAAUAGAUGCGGUCCUCCCGCGUAGCGGCCCCCCUUUUUUCGUCAGCUUCGAUCGUUAUUAUUAUUAUUAUUAUUAUUAUUAUUAUUAUUAUACGUUUAAUCGUUCUUUUUUUCUCUCCUUAACACCUUGCGAUUUAUAUCAAUUAUUAUUAAUCCUAUAUUUCGUUAUAAGCGAUUUCCCCUCCCCCAGCAAGGAGAGGGAGAUUUCUUGCGUUUUCAUCCGAACGAAUUAAUCUUAUACUUUUGUUUUGUUCUUGCUCUCUCUCUCUCUCUCUCUUCUUCUUCUUCCUUCCCUUGCCGAUAUUUUUACUUUGAUCCGAGGUCACAUGUGCGUUCUCGAUCAUAAUAAAAAUACGUUUUGCAAUUAAUUCUUCUGGUUUUUUUGCGUCUUUCUUCUCCCGAACAAUCACGUUUCUUUUUCUUUCUUUCUUUCUUUCUUUUCUCCUCCUCCUCCAUCCUGUAUGUACAUUUAGUUUCUCCUUCUUUACGGUUUUUGGAUCGACGUAUAUCGUCGCGAGUUUUCCAGGUUUUCUUCGUUCGUUUUAAUCGCCGGACCAAGAGCUGUUCGCGAGAAACGUGAACAAACGGAGCUCCAUGGCCUCGAGUCACUUUCUCUGUCUUUCCCCUUUUACAUCGUCUCUUCUCUCUUUUAUUAAUCUUCGCUUCAGUUGGAUUAUUAUUCCUCAUUUUCUUUCCUCCUUUUACUUUUUUUUUUCUUACUUAACUAAAGGAUAAAAACGACUCGAAUAUGUAUACUGGAUUCUACAUAUCGUCGAGAGUAAGGAGAGGAUGGCGAUAUUUGUGGUAGAAGAAAAAAAAAAAAAAGAAAGGAAAGAAAAAAAAAAGAAAAGAAAAGAAAAUCGCAUCCUACACAUCCGUCAAAUUCGAUGAAUCGUAUCGAUUCGAAGCGAAGAAGAAGAAAAGUAGAGAGAGAGAGAGAGAGAGAGAGAGGGAAGAAAAAAAGGAAGGAAAAUAAGGGGAAACGUUGGGGUAAAUAUCGUUGCCCGUGCAACGAUUUACAAUUAUGUACGUAUGAUCGUGUCCAACGACUCGUUACAAUAAAGAGAUUAUUUUGCGUUA